CCGUACUGCGAACAUCUCGCAUCGCCGAAUGGCUGGGUGCUCGCUCUCUCUGUCCAACUCGUGCUCGGCAUUUUGAUCUCGUACAUCCCACAACAUGUCAAGAUUGUCCGUCAUGGCACCUCUGCUGGUCUCUCGCCAUGGUGGGUCUUGUUGGGCACGGUAUCUUCCAUCGCCGCCCUUGCCAACAUCUUGGUUUUGCCGACCAGCCAGCAUGAUAUGGCUUGCUGUCGCGAGAUUUCUGGCAAGGCUUGUGGUGCUGCACUGUUGGGUGUUGUGCAGAUUGGCGUGCAGUGGAUCUGCUUCAUGACCAUCAUGGUGCUGUUCCUGGUCUUCUUCCCCAGAGAUGCUUUUGCAAACCCACCGCCUGAGCACCUUCCCCCGGACACGCCUCGCAAGCGCGACGCUGUUAUUGUCGGUGUAGUCUCUUUGGUCUCUCUCCUCCUUGCCGGUCUCAUCUCAACUCUCUUCCUCUACCGCCUCCCUUCUCAUCUCCUCAGCUGGGCAAACUUCCUCGGCAUCCUCGCUGCAAUCCUCUCAUCUAUUCAAUACAUCCCGCAGCUCUACACUACCUGGAGAGCCAAGCAAGUCUUGUCCCUCAGCAUCGUAAGUAUGCUCAUUCAAGUGCCCGGAGCCUUUGUGUUUGCUUUCAGUCUGUGGUUGAGAGUUGGUUGGGAGGGCUGGAGUACAUGGUUCGUCUAUUGCGUCACUGGCGUUUUGCAGGGCGCUUUGCUGGUUAUGGCCAUCAUGUUCUACCAGAAGGAGAAAGCAGAAGAC
Aureobasidium melanogenum CBS 110374 is the source of this 774-nucleotide messenger RNA. RefSeq lists its product as uncharacterized. The transcript is spliced from 3 exons. Lineage: Eukaryota; Fungi; Ascomycota; Dothideomycetes; Dothideales; Saccotheciaceae. The record is from RefSeq and is a predicted model, not a curated record. The annotation marks the transcript as partial.